UAAUUGAGAACUGCCAGCCCCGCAUGUGUACCAUUUUCGAACAGAGCAACAAUUCAGAUCUAACUCCAAAACCCAGAAACCUCAAGCUUUGUUUCUUCCAGUUCGGGCAUCAGCUGUCAAUGGGAUUAGCUUAGCUUAACAUUAAAGUGACCAAUGUCAAACUCAAUUAUAAACAAAAGGGUGCGGGUGCCUUGUCUACCCUCUCCGGCCAAGAUUAAUUUCAACUUGAGCAAGAUACAGAGGAUUAAGAAGCCUGAGUCCAACAAGGUGGACCGAAUCAGCGCCCUACCAGAUGAAAUUCUUGUGAAUAUAGUUGCCUUCUUGCCACUAGAUGAAGCACAGGCUACGAGUAUCCUUUCUAGGCGAUGGCGUUAUAUCUGGAAGUCUGUGUUGGAUUAUACCAUGACUCUCAACUUUGAUGCUGAGAAGCAUUUGUCCAAUUUUGCAUCCCGGGAAGAGUUGGCAAUUCGUUGGUAUGUCGAUUGGGUGGAUACAGUGUUGAACCAGUAUACAGGCCGAAAAAUGAAGCAGUUCAGGGUUUGUUAUGAUUUGGACAGCACGUUUUCAAGGUCAAUUGAUGGAUGGAUUCAUUUUGCAAUGACAAAAGGAGUUGAAAUGCUUGAGUUAGACUUAUUAGAAUAUGGUGUUACUCGCCGUUUGGAGUAUCCAAUUUAUACAUUUCCCCACAGACUUUUAGGCAUCGUGAAAGAAUCUGCUUGGAAGCACAUCUGUUCUGAUGUUCCUAGGCUAAGUCCUUGUGCAUGCAUUGGCUUUAAGUCCCUCAAAGUGCUUAGUUUGAAAUGUGUUGAUGUGGAUGGACAAGUUCUUGAGUACAUGUUUUCUAAUUGUCCAGUUCUUGAACGAUUAUCACUAGGUUAUUCCCCGAGCUUGGUUAGUCUAAGAGUUGUUGGUCCAUCAAUUGCAUUGAAGUACUUAGAAAUACGAGGAUGUGCUAGACUUGAGAGCAUUGAGAUCUGUGACACAAACCUUGUUUCUUUUGUUUAUUACGGAAAUGAGAUACACUUGAUAGUUAGAAAUGUACCACUCCUUGUUGAGGUAUCAAUUUGUGAGUCUUGUAAUAAUGAUUACAUACUGGUCGCCUUCACCCAACUCUCAUGCUGUCUCUCUCAACUAGAGAUUCUCAAACUAAUUGAUGUCAUACUGCCCUACAAGAGGAAUCCUGUAUUUCCUAUAUUCACAAAUCUCAAGCAUUUGGAAUUAAGAUUUUAUGAAGAUGAUGAUUGCAUUCUUCUUCAUUUAACUUCUUUCAUUAAGGCAUCCCCUUGCUUGCACAACCUUGUGCUGGAGUUGUACCCUUUAACAUGCCGAAGAGAAAUAGAAUUUAGAAAAGCUGCCAAAUGCUCCCAUGAUUACCUAAAGGUAGUGGAAAUAUUUGGAUAUCAUGGACGCAAAAGUGAUUGUGAACUGGUCAAGUUCUUGACAGAGAUUGCUGUUAAUUUGGAGAAAAUUGUUACUGAUCCUGCUCAUCCUGCUGAACGACAUUACUGUUAUCCUAAACACAGACGAAAGCCGGAUAUUGAAGUCGUGGCGAGGGCUGAACAGUCAAGUUAUGAUUAUGCUACCAUAGUAAAGAAAAAAUUCCUUCGACUUGGGAAUUGAUUGUGUUGGAAAAUGCAGUGGUGCACUUGCUUAAGUUAUCUAAAGACAGGCAAUCAUCGGAUACUAAGGUUUACAUUAUUGAUGUAUAUAAAGCUCAAAUUGUGGUUCUGUAUUAGUCAGAAAGUCAAGGUUUUACUUGGAUUACUGCU
Molecule: messenger RNA, 1769 nt
Organism: Rosa rugosa (rugosa rose)
Lineage: Eukaryota; Viridiplantae; Streptophyta; Magnoliopsida; Rosales; Rosaceae
Product: putative FBD-associated F-box protein At5g56700
Exons: 4
Coding region: 154-1620 (488 amino acids)
Molecular function (GO): protein binding
Source: RefSeq, a predicted model, not a curated record